AUGGAUACAACUAAAUCAUAUACUAUAAACAAUUCAAUAUUCCGAACUGGCGAAAGAUACGAAUGCCAAAAACUUUUAGGCUGCGGUGCUUACGGGUAAGUAGUAAUGGCUGAAGACAAGAAACUUAAUAUGUAAGUGGCAAUAAAGAAGCUUCAUAAAAUCGAAGAUACAGUGGAUGCUAAAAGAAUACUCCGAGAAAUCCGUAUUUUAAAGAAUUUAGUCCAUGAGAAUAUUUUAUAAUUAUUAAAUAUUAUAUAUGAUGAUAUAGAUGAAGAUUAGGAAUUCGGAACAAUUUAUUUAAUAACAAAUUAUAUGGAAAUAGAUUUAUAUUAAGUAAUUAAAUCUAAUUAACCUUUAACUGAUUAACAUAUCUAGUAUAUUAUUUAUCAAAUACUAAAAGGAUUAAAAUAUAUACAUUCGGCAAAUAUUAUACACAGAGAUAUUAAGCCUUCCAAUAUUUUAGCAACUUAAAAAUGUGAUAUUUCAAUGUGUGAUUUCGGACUUUCUAGAAAAAUUGAAGAAGAAGAAUAGGUUGAAUAAAACCUAUUAGGCUAAUUAACUGAAUAUGUUGUAACAAGAUACUAUAGAGCACCCGAAAUUAUGUUAAGCUCUCAUGUUUAUUCUAAGGCAAUUGAUUUGUGGAGUUUGGGAUGUACCUUUGCAGAAUUGAUAACACAUUAAAUUCUUUUUAAGGCUUAAAAUUAUAUAAAAUAAAUAAAGUUGAUUUUUGAUAAACUAGGAAUGCCACCAAAUGAUGAUUUAAAUUUUAUUGGAAAUUAAAAUGCUAAAUAAUAUGUUAUUACUCUUCCUAAAAAGACGAAAACUUCAAAUUACGGCAGAAGAGGCUUUAAAACAUCCUUAUUUUGA
Messenger RNA from Ichthyophthirius multifiliis, 867 nucleotides. RefSeq names its product protein kinase domain protein. The transcript is spliced from 3 exons. Gene Ontology annotation, biological process: intracellular signal transduction; protein phosphorylation. Gene Ontology annotation, molecular function: ATP binding; MAP kinase activity. NCBI's taxonomy places the organism in Eukaryota, Ciliophora, Oligohymenophorea, Hymenostomatida. Gene Ontology annotation, cellular component: nucleus; cytoplasm. The record is from RefSeq and is a predicted model, not a curated record.